This is a messenger RNA of Populus trichocarpa (black cottonwood), 1451 nucleotides long. RefSeq names its product protein PIN-LIKES 3. Gene Ontology annotation, biological process: endoplasmic reticulum to cytosol auxin transport. Lineage: Eukaryota; Viridiplantae; Streptophyta; Magnoliopsida; Malpighiales; Salicaceae. Gene Ontology annotation, cellular component: membrane. The coding region runs from base 1 to 984 and encodes 327 amino acids. The transcript has 9 exons. The record is from RefSeq and is a predicted model, not a curated record.
AUGCAGCUUGUGUUUUUUGUCUUGAGUCCAGCACUUGUUGGCAGCAACUUGGUGGUUGGAUGGUUACUAAAUGUUCUCAUCCCCUUUGUCAUUGGCUCGGUGCUUGGAUGGUUACUUGUAAAAAUCACCAAAGCUCCUAAAGGUCUUCGGGGAGUGAUCAUGGGAUGUUGUGCUGCCGGAAACCUGGACAAGAUGCUUCUCGUAAUUGUUCUAGCUGUCUGUAAAGAAAAAGGCAGUCCAUUUGGAGUUUCCGAUGUCUGUACCGGCAAUGGAAUGGCAUAUGUUUCACUCUCUAUGGCAAUUGGAUCCUUGUACAUCUGGUCAUAUGUGUACAAUAUUGUGCGUAUAUAUUCAAGUAAAGAUUCUGAUGAAGCCAAACCAGAUGUCUUACCGGAGGGUACAGAGUCUGCUGGAGAAAAAAAUGAAUCUGCAAAGUGUCGCACAGGGCCCCCACUUCCUUCAAGAUCCCUCACUUGGAGAAAUUUUUGGAGAUUGUUUGCACCGGCAAUUAUUGGAGCGAUUGUCGGAUUGAUGAUUGGUAUCAUCCCUCCAUUCAGAAAAGUACUAAUUGGUGAUAGAGCUCCUCUUCAUGCGGUUGAAGACUCUGCAGACAUGGUUGGCAAGGCAGCCAUUCCAAUCAUUACUUUGAUUUUGGGAGCAAAUCUUCUGAAGGGUUUGAAAGGCUCGAAGGUGCCACUCUUGGUGAUUAUUGGUAUAGUGGCCAUUAGGUAUAUAAUUUUGCCGAUUUUGGGAGUAGUUAUCAUUAAAUAUGCAAUCCAUUUUCGCUUGGUGCGCUCAGAUCCGUUAUAUCAGUUUGUUCUUCUCCUCCAGUUUGCACUUCCUCCAGCAAACAGCGUAGCUACAAUGAGCCAGUUGUUUGGAGUUGGCCAAACCGAAUGCUCUGUGAUCAUGCUAUGGACCAAUGCCUUGGCCACAGUCUCGCUGACCGUUUGGUCAACAUUCUUCAUCUGGUUUGUUAGAUAACCGUGACGUGCCUCUAUGAUUACUUUCACCAUGAAAAUCUGGGCAAUGCAUUAUAUGCUAGCUCAGAUACUCCAUUAAAUAUUUCUGCAAAUGCAAAUGUAGAUGAAGAAAGAAUCCAACGCACAUGCAUAACGGAAUAGGGGUCCUGGGGCUCAAGGUAUAUCUAAAAUGUCGAUGAUUUUGAAGUGGCUUUUGUCAUUGUUCUUCGCACUUGUGGUCAAUGCAUUGGUUUCAGCCCCGAAUUUGCAUUAGAACCUGGUUCCUCAAGUCCGUUUCUGGGCAAAGUCUAAAAUACUGGUAUGUAAGAUAGAAAAACGACCCUCUAGAUUCAAUUCCAAUGGUCCUGUGGUCAUUGCUCUGGAGGCUAUAUAUGCAUGCAGGCAACAGAUUUUCUAUACUUGUGAGAAUAACGAUGGAUAGUAAAUCUGAGUACUUGGGUGAAUAAGAAUGCACAACUCCUUAAAGCA